AUGCUAUUUGAGCCAUCACUCGAUACAUUGCAGCGUGUGAACCCUACCAUGGACCUUGCACGAUAUUUCAGCGAGCUUCCCCCUCCAACGUUACAACCUAUCCUAGACGCAUCCUAUCCGUUUUUCCUUCUUAUUGCGGACGUUACACGACUGGCUCGUAGUAUACGUCCUUUGAACAAUACCGAGAUUCAGACCUAUUCUCACCUGUUAACCAAUCUCUUGUACUACGACCGGCACUUGAAUGACGGCAGCCUCACCAUGAAUCUGUACCUGCUAACCAUGCGAAUAUUGCUACUCAAGGUUGAUCCAGUAUUAUCCACUGCCGAGGCUACAGAGCAGAUUUCUCACUUAUCCCCGGCCGGCUUCUCUAUUUUGGACUCCUUGAACGUCAACCAGUAUCUCCUCGGCUUUUCGCUGUGGCCCGUAGCAGUACUGGGAUCCAUUGCAACCACAGCCAACGAACAAUACAUUGCCGAGAGCAAGAUCUCCUCACUAGCUCACAGACAGCACGGACAAGCUAUGCGACUACGCAACCGGCUCAAGGCAAUCUGGGCCACGCCGAAGGUUGAGAGGACUACGUCGUUGGUACACCGACUACACAUGCUAGUGAAAGGAAUUUGA
Messenger RNA from Aspergillus oryzae RIB40, 621 nucleotides. RefSeq lists its product as uncharacterized. Lineage: Eukaryota; Fungi; Ascomycota; Eurotiomycetes; Eurotiales; Aspergillaceae. The transcript has a single exon. The record is from RefSeq and is a predicted model, not a curated record. Bases 1 to 621 code for a protein of 206 amino acids.